AUGUCUAUGAUUCAACUCUCAAACAUGCCCAUAAACAGAUGGUCUUUGUUAGACCGCCUGAAGAGGGCAGUGAAAAAGAUAAGUUUCCUCUUGAGCUUCGAUAUCAACAGAUGGAAACUUUCUUCCAUGAUCGGAGCUUCAUCAGGAAGGAGCCGCCGGCUGAGCUUCAACGACCGGCCGGGCUUGAGGGCCUGCACAAAAGACACAGAGUCAUCUGAUUCAGGCUCCUCACAUGGACUUCAGAGGACACUAAGCUUCCCUUCUUCUGAGGAUGAUAUUGAUAAGAGGGCUGAAAUGUUUAUAACCAACUUUAAACGACAGCUUCAGAUUGAAAGACAAAUCUCUUUGAAGCUACGGUACUGCAGGGGUGAUAGCUUUGAAUCUGCUUCUCCGUUAUGA
Messenger RNA from Ilex paraguariensis (yerba mate), 399 nucleotides. The record is from the annotation of a GenBank genome assembly. Lineage: Eukaryota; Viridiplantae; Streptophyta; Magnoliopsida; Aquifoliales; Aquifoliaceae.